AUGGGUGGAGUUCACUACGGUAUCUUCAUUUUUGUUCCAUUUAUUUUUUGCUCACCAUGGCUGGCAAAAAAUCCAACAAAGUUCUCGAAGUCCAAAUCUCAUCGGUGAGUUUUUUUUUAUUAAUAAAAUUAAAAAUCACAAUAAAAACUUAUUUUAUUUUUCAGAGAAAAGAAAUCGUCAACUGAAACACAGGAGGCUGCAAUUUUCCAAGAAAAAGUUGAUCAACUCAAUGCCGGAGAUUGUAAGAAAAAAAGGACUGCUGCUAAAAGGUAAAUCUAAUCAUUUCGAGAAAAAGUAACAUUUAGCAAAUCUCAAAAUUUCAGACGUGAAAGCGAUGAAAAAGACAAUAGUUCAGCAAACAAGCCAAGAAAUAUUGCGAAAAAAUCAAAAGAAGAUUCUAGAGAUAAGAGAAGAUGUGCAGCUGCUGGAAAAAAGAAAGUGGAACUAAAUCUCAAUCUUCCUGAAACCGAAAGCACCCCAAAUCUGGAAAGACUAACUGUCUCUGGAAACAGUUAUCCACAAGAUCUUUUUCUAGCACCAUUUAAUUUUUCUUAUUUUCCUAUUCUUCCCGAAUCUAUUGAUUAUUUGCUUGAAUUGCCUGCUUUCCGAGAAACUCUUCAGACUGAUGUUGUGACUCUUUUCUAA
This is a messenger RNA of Caenorhabditis angaria, 645 nucleotides long. NCBI's taxonomy places the organism in Eukaryota, Metazoa, Nematoda, Chromadorea, Rhabditida, Rhabditidae. The record is from the annotation of a GenBank genome assembly.